Messenger RNA from Spea bombifrons (plains spadefoot toad), 2541 nucleotides. It is a transcript of the gene ERI3, whose product is annotated as ERI1 exoribonuclease family member 3. NCBI's taxonomy places the organism in Eukaryota, Metazoa, Chordata, Amphibia, Anura, Pelobatidae. Gene Ontology annotation, biological process: exonucleolytic trimming to generate mature 3'-end of 5.8S rRNA from tricistronic rRNA transcript (SSU-rRNA, 5.8S rRNA, LSU-rRNA). Gene Ontology annotation, molecular function: nucleic acid binding; 3'-5'-RNA exonuclease activity. The record is from RefSeq and is a predicted model, not a curated record.
AUGAAUCCGUGUAGGAAAGUGAUAGAGAAAGGAGGCUUGCUCGUUGUCCCCGCCCGUUUACGCGCUGAUUGGCUGAACGGGCCGACAACGGAACUCCUGGUUGGCGGGCGAUGUCUGUCCGUCACGACCGUCUCCAUAGGCAGGAGGAGAGUGAGAGGUUUCAACCUAAAUGCAACAGAGGAUUCAAUGCAGUUACUGUUGCACAUCCGGCCAGCAAUACUUCACAAGCAGAUACUCAAAAGAUCUCUGGGUACUCCCUGCCCUGACGCUUUCAGUACCCUUGGCUCUGAGAAAGCAUCUAACCCAAUGCUCAACAGAAAACUGGGCAGCCAAGGGUUUGGGGCGUCAGUUGCGGCAAUGACCUCCUUCCCUCCCCAGAGAUACCACUACUUCCUCGUGCUGGAUUUCGAGGCUACGUGUGACAAACCACAGAUCCAUCCCCAGGAAAUAAUCGAAUUCCCCAUUCUGAAGUUAAAUGGCAGAACAAUGGAGAUAGAAUCCACCUUUCAUACGUACGUGCAGCCGGUGGUGCACCCCCAGCUUACCCCAUUCUGCACCGAGCUGACGGGAAUUAUCCAGGAGAUGGUAGAUGGGCAGCCGACUCUCAGCCAAGUAUUGGAGAGAGCCGACGAAUGGAUGGCCAAGGAGGGCCUUUUAGAUCCAAGCGUCAAGUCUAUCUUUGUUACCUGUGGGGACUGGGACUUGAAGCUUAUGCUGCCGGGACAGUGUGAAUAUUUAGGACUGCAGGUCCCAGAUUACUUCAAGCAGUGGAUUAAUCUAAAAAAGGCAUACAGCUUCGCGAUGGGCACCUGGCCUAAGAAUGGGCUCCUAGAUAUGAACAAGGGUUUGAGUCUGCAGCACAUAGGGAGGCCUCACAGCGGGAUAGAUGACUGCAGGAACAUUGCUAACAUCAUGAAGACGUUGGCUCACAGAGGCUUCAUCUUCAAGCAGACCUCCAGACGCAUCUGAUGUAGUCAGGGGAGGGCUGCAGGGUGGGAGCGGGGCAGGAGGCUGCAUGUAGCACUUCCCUUAUCGUGUAACCGCAUGGGAGGACAGAUAGGAGACAGGAGUCAAGGGGAAGGGGCACAACGGCUUGACUGUCAUGGAGCGACUGAGAUUGGAAAGAAAGACCAACACUGUAUAUACCCACCACAAAAAAAUCUGUUAUGUACGUGUCUGUGUCCCUUCCCGCUCCACCUUACUCUGUCUACCCCAUAAAUCAUAUAGAACCCCCCAUCCAUACCAUAUGCUUUCCCUGCCUUGCCUAUUGCGUUAUUGGAUGAUUAAGAAAGGUCGGUUGGGGAGGAAUAAGAUAUGUAGAACUGUGACCUCACUCUACAUUUUCUUAAUUUGCUCAUCAUGUCCAGUUUUUUAAAUUGUUUUCUUUUUUUUUUUUUAGUUAGAAAGCCCAAAUGGGGCAAAAACAACCGUUUUGGAUGUAUCACAGCAUGAGCUGAGCUUUAGUUGGAAACGCUAGCAUAGGGUAGUGUAGCUGAGAGGUUACCGAGUGGAUAUGUUAAUAGAGUGAAGAAAAGAAAAAGAUUCUGUCAUUUGCAUUAGGGGGGUGUCUUAUUCUAGUCCCUGCCCACUCAUGCUUUGCUACAUAUAGCAUAGUAUACGAUAUGUCAACACAUCCAGGCAGGGCAGACCCCGUUGGUAGACUCGGCUUUGGGGAUGAUUACGUUUCACUUGAUUUUUGAUACUGUAUUUAGUUAUCUUACCUGCUUUCGUCUUGAACCGCAUGUUUUUUUUUGGCCAGCUUUUGCUCUCUGAGCACCCGAAAUAACAGCUGUCGGUGCUCUAUAAGUGUUUCUUCACCGUGCUUCCGGAUAACAAUCCGUUCUUACAUCCCUUCUGUGCUUUUAGUUAUAUUUCCCAUAUAUUGAUUCAGGGCCAUACAGCGUUGCUGGGUGUAAUGCUGGACCCACAAAUUUCUCAGACACUGUUAAAUGCCCCUAGUACGAUGCGAUACUUCCAUUUGUCCGGAAGGCCUUCCUAACUGAUGUUUGCAGGUACAAAAAACAACUUUUUCGGACCCGUGAAAUGCGUUGUAGCAGCCUCAAAUGUAAUAUUACUCUUUCUACAACCAAGUGUUUAGGAAACCUAAAAGUCGAUGUGAACGGUAUUUUUCACUGGACUAAGACAAAACUGUCUCAUUAACCUUUAGUUUGAGUUACUAACGUUACUUGCAGGUGCUUCGCAGGUAUUGCCAGGGAAGUUAGUUUUCCAAGAGUCCACGGACCAGCAGGAUUGAUAGAACAAGCAAUCUGCGUCCUACUCAGAUAUAACGGUACCGGCUUUGUAACGAUCCGGCCCCGGCACAGCCCUUGGUCGGGAGGUACACAGUAUUUGGUAAAAGUGUUGGUUUAUAUCAUAUUCACUCCAGGCUAAUAUUUAUCGGUUAUGCAUACAAUGCGUUGCUGUAUUACAAAACCAUUCGAUUGGAGUUCGUAUUUGUUUAAUUCCUGGGUUGAUAUCUGCAGGGCGGCCAUCUCUGCUGGUUUUCAAUUAUGUUUAAUAAAAUCAUUGUAGAAGAGUGUA